GGCGGGCGCGCGGGGCUAUAAGAGCCGGCAGCGGGGGCUGCAGACCCUCCGCAGCCAGCCCGGCCCACCUGCUCCGGUCCCGCAGCCACCCGCAGACGCGCCCAGCAUGAGGGAGAUCGUGCAUAUCCAGGCCGGCCAGUGCGGCAACCAGAUCGGGGCCAAGUUCUGGGAAGUCAUCAGUGAUGAACAUGGAAUAGACCCCAGCGGCAACUAUGUGGGGGACUCAGACCUGCAGCUGGAGAGGAUAAGUGUCUACUACAAUGAGGCCUCCUCUCAUAAGUAUGUACCUCGGGCCAUUCUGGUGGACCUGGAACCUGGGACCAUGGAUAGUGUCCGGUCUGGGGCCUUUGGGCAUCUAUUCAGGCCUGACAACUUCAUCUUUGGUCAGAGUGGGGCUGGCAACAAUUGGGCCAAAGGGCACUACACGGAGGGUGCGGAGCUGGUGGACUCUGUCCUGGACGUCGUGCGGAAGGAGUGUGAGAACUGCGACUGCCUGCAGGGCUUCCAGCUGACGCACUCGCUGGGCGGCGGCACGGGCUCGGGCAUGGGCACGCUGCUCAUCAGCAAGGUGCGCGAGGAGUACCCCGACCGCAUCAUGAACACCUUCAGCGUGGUGCCCUCGCCCAAGGUGUCGGACACGGUGGUGGAGCCCUACAACGCCACCCUGUCCAUCCACCAGCUGGUGGAGAACACGGACGAGACCUACUGCAUCGACAACGAGGCGCUCUACGACAUCUGCUUCCGCACGCUCAAGCUGGCCACGCCCACCUACGGGGACCUCAACCACCUGGUGUCCGCCACCAUGAGCGGGGUCACCACCUCCCUGCGCUUCCCGGGCCAGCUCAACGCUGACCUGCGCAAGCUGGCGGUGAACAUGGUGCCCUUCCCGCGCCUGCACUUCUUCAUGCCGGGCUUUGCGCCGCUCACAGCCCGGGGCAGCCAGCAGUACCGUGCGCUCACAGUGCCUGAGCUCACCCAGCAGAUGUUCGACGCCAAGAACAUGAUGGCUGCCUGCGACCCGCGCCACGGCCGCUACCUGACGGUGGCCACCGUCUUCCGUGGACGCAUGUCCAUGAAGGAGGUGGACGAGCAGAUGCUGGCCAUUCAGAGUAAGAACAGCAGCUACUUCGUGGAGUGGAUCCCCAACAACGUCAAGGUGGCCGUGUGUGACAUCCCACCCCGUGGCCUCAAGAUGUCCUCCACCUUCAUCGGCAACAGCACGGCCAUCCAGGAGCUGUUCAAGCGCAUCUCUGAGCAGUUCACUGCCAUGUUCCGGCGCAAGGCCUUCCUGCACUGGUACACAGGCGAGGGCAUGGACGAGAUGGAGUUCACCGAGGCCGAGAGCAACAUGAAUGACCUGGUGUCCGAGUACCAGCAGUACCAGGACGCCACCGCUGAGGAGGAGGGCGAGAUGUAUGAAGAUGAGGAGGAAGAGUCGGAGGCCCAGGGUCCCAAGUGAAGCCACUCACAGCUGGGGUGUGGGGCCAGGUGCUCUGUCCCUAGUGUCAUCUUGCUGCCAACACUCCCUGCUUUGCUCCCCUCCAGCUCAACACUCUUGGAGGGCCCCCAAGUCCUUGCCCUUCACCACUGACAGCCACCCACACCCCUGAGUCCACCUGGCUCCAUCUCCCACCACAGGCCAUCUCUGCUGUGUGCCACCAUUUGUCGCUGACUUAUUGUGGCUCCAGGCAUGAUGGCUUAUGGUCUGUUUUGUUUUUUACUGGCUUGUGUUUAUAUUUUGGGAGAUACUUAAUAAAUCUGCUGUCAGAUA
Molecule: messenger RNA, 1771 nt
Organism: Nycticebus coucang (slow loris)
Lineage: Eukaryota; Metazoa; Chordata; Mammalia; Primates; Lorisidae
Gene: TUBB3
Product: tubulin beta 3 class III
Exons: 4
Coding region: 107-1459 (450 amino acids)
Biological process (GO): axon guidance; microtubule cytoskeleton organization; mitotic cell cycle
Cellular component (GO): cytoplasm; microtubule
Molecular function (GO): structural constituent of cytoskeleton; GTPase activity; GTP binding
Source: RefSeq, a predicted model, not a curated record